AUGUCUGCCAAGUACGAUUACGUCAGAGCGGACAAGUUCACGCCAGAAUCGCGUGUCAACUGGAAAAGUGUUGGCAAGGUCAUGAGUUGGAAAAAAGAGGAAGAAGGUGUCGUCGACCGCGUUACUCUUGCAUUGGACAGCGGUCACAAGGUUUACAUCUACUUCCUUUCCCACCAGACCUUUCGAGUGCGCUUCAACCCAGACCCUAAAGCGCCGUACGUGCCCACAGAAUCACCUGCCACGGUUGAGGAUCGCAUUGAAGCGUAUGACCUGCGUGUGAAAGAGGAAAAUGGUGUACUCCAAAUGAACACAGAUUUCAUGGAAGUACGCGUCAACCUUGAAAAAUAUGCGCUUUCUGUGUACCGUGGCUCACAACUCAUCCACGCUGAUCCACCUGACUACAAUCUCGUGUACAUCCCGCGCGACCUUGGCGAAGCCGUCGCGAAUUUCAAAAUGGCUCCCACGAAUGCGCAGUACUAUGGUUUUGGUGAGAAAGGCGGGGCGAGCUUGGACAAGCGCAGGGUACCCAAGCAACAUUUCUACGGGCAGUUUGGCGGGAAGAUUUAUGAGAAGAUUCCAGCGGCUUUGACGUUUUUUAACUAUGAUAAUUUUGGUUACGAGGUUCCAGAUCUUACACCAGAUG
This is a messenger RNA of Paramuricea clavata, 643 nucleotides long. Lineage: Eukaryota; Metazoa; Cnidaria; Anthozoa; Malacalcyonacea; Plexauridae. The record is from the annotation of a GenBank genome assembly.